This is a messenger RNA of Arabidopsis arenosa, 1204 nucleotides long. The record is from the annotation of a GenBank genome assembly. NCBI's taxonomy places the organism in Eukaryota, Viridiplantae, Streptophyta, Magnoliopsida, Brassicales, Brassicaceae.
AACAAAACAAAAAACGAACAUUAUAGGGAAAAAAAUCUGAAGAAAAUGAUGAAACUCCUCUUGGUGGUGGCAAUAUCUUUUGCCCUUCUCUUUAGCCUCACUGAUUUUUCCGGUGAGAGACCAAAACAUGGAGAUUCCAUGUUGACAGUCCAAUUCCCUGAUUUCCGUCUGAUUCCGACCACCGGAGCUUUGGGACCGGAGAGUUUUGUCUUCGAUUUUUCCGGUGAUGGUCCUUACACCGGUUUAUCUGACGGUCGAAUUGUUAAGUGGCUAGCUAAUGAUAGCCGUUGGAUCGAUUUCGCCGUCACCACCUCCACAAGAGAAGGUUGUGAGGGCCCGCACGAGCACCAACGAACAGAACACGUGUGUGGACGACCAUUGGGCCUUGCCUUUGACAAAUCCACUGGUGACCUUUAUAUAGCCGAUGCUUAUAUGGGCCUUCUUAAAGUUGGCCCAACAGGUGGUGUAGCCAAUCAAGUUUUGCCACGUGAGCUGAAUGAGGCCCUUCGAUUCACCAAUUCAUUGGAUAUCGAUCCACGAACCGGAGUUAUCUACUUUACCGACAGUAGUUCGGUUUAUCAGCGGAGGAACUAUAUAGGGGCGAUGAUGAGUGGGGACAAAACCGGUAGACUGAUGAAGUACGACCCAAAUACGAAACAAGUGACCACUCUUUUAAGCAACCUAGCGUUCCCAAACGGCGUCAUUUUAAGCCAAAACGGUGAUUACCUUCUCGUCGUCGAGACCGCCACGUGUCGAAUUCUACGUUACUGGCUCAGCGCCACGUCGACGACGUGUAAAUCUCGCGAGAACUACGAGAUUUUCGCGGAGGGGCUCCCUGGGUUUCCUGACAACAUAAAGAGAAGUCCACGUGGCGGAUUCUGGGUAGGCUUGAACACGAAACACUCAAAGCUGACAAAGUUCGCUAUGUCGAACGCGUGGCUUGGACGCGCCGCUUUAGGCCUGCCGGUGGACUGGAUGAAGGUCCAUUCGGUUUGGGCCAAGUACAACGGGAACGGCAUGGCCGUGAGGUUGAGCGAGGAUAGUGGCGUAAUUUCGGAGGUCUUCGAGGGUCAAAAAGGACAUAAGUGGAUAUCUAUAAGUGAGGUUGAAGAAAGAGAUGGAACUCUUUGGGUUGGAUCGGUAAAUACUCCUUUCGCUGGCAUGUAUAAAAUCUAAAAUUGAUUAAUACAGAUAUGCUUUUCCA